ACCUCGCCCACCACCACCUGUCUACACUUCAACAACAACGUGCAGUCGACUGCCCGCCCACUCUUACCUUCAUCUUUCCCCAAGGUCAGCCUCCUCAAGGUUGAACUAUCGCCCACCAUGACGACUAUGGAUCUCCGUGUUGGCAACAAGUACAGAAUCGGCCGCAAAAUUGGUAGCGGCAGUUUCGGAGACAUCUAUCUCGGCACAAACAUCAUCUCGGGCGAAGAGAUUGCCAUCAAGCUCGAGAGUGUCAAGGCCAAGCAUCCCCAGUUGGAAUAUGAAGCCCGCGUCUACAAGUCUCUUGCUGGAGGCGUCGGUAUUCCCUUUGUCCGUUGGUUCGGGACAGAGUGUGACUACAAUGCCAUGGUUCUCGAUUUGCUCGGUCCCAGUUUGGAAGAUCUCUUCAACUUCUGCAACCGCAAGUUCUCCUUGAAGACCGUUCUUCUCCUUGCCGACCAGCUCAUCUCCCGCAUCGAGUACAUCCAUGCCAAGUCUUUCAUCCACCGUGAUAUCAAGCCCGACAACUUCCUCAUGGGCAUUGGAAAGCGUGGCAACCAGGUCAAUGUGAUCGAUUUCGGUCUGGCCAAGAAGUACCGUGACCCCAAGACUCACUUCCAUAUUCCUUACCGUGAGAACAAGAACUUGACGGGCACAGCCCGUUAUGCCUCCAUCAACACCCACUUGGGUGUCGAACAAUCCCGUCGUGAUGAUAUGGAGUCGCUUGGCUAUGUCAUGCUUUACUUCUGUCGCGGCUCUCUCCCCUGGCAGGGCUUGAAGGCUGCUACCAAGAAGCAGAAAUACGACCGCAUCAUGGAGAAGAAGAUGACCACACCCACCGAGGUUCUAUGCCGUGGUUUCCCCAACGAGUUUGCCAUCUACUUGAACUACACCCGCUCGCUCCGCUUCGACGACAAGCCGGACUAUUCGUACCUCCGCAAGAUCUUCCGUGAUCUGUUCGUCCGCGAGGGCUUCCAGUACGACUACGUCUUUGACUGGACUGUGUACAAGUACCAGAAGAACGCUCAGGCCAUUGCUCAGGCUGCCGGAAAUCAGGGACAGGGCGAGGAUGAUGACAAGAACGGUCGCGGUCGCCAUGUCACCACCACUGCCGCUGCCAAUGCCAGCGCUUCGGGUCCUAAGCGCGGCCCUGUCAAUGCGCGUCAAGAAGGCACCGGAAUGCAACUUCGUUCGUCCAAUAAACGUGGCGGUGAUCAGUACGCAUCUGGCGGUUACUGA
Periconia digitata is the source of this 1236-nucleotide messenger RNA. The record is from the annotation of a GenBank genome assembly. Lineage: Eukaryota; Fungi; Ascomycota; Dothideomycetes; Pleosporales; Periconiaceae.